Molecule: messenger RNA, 2725 nt
Organism: Orycteropus afer afer
Lineage: Eukaryota; Metazoa; Chordata; Mammalia; Tubulidentata; Orycteropodidae
Gene: TUBGCP3
Product: tubulin gamma complex associated protein 3
Biological process (GO): cytoplasmic microtubule organization; meiotic cell cycle; spindle assembly
Cellular component (GO): gamma-tubulin small complex; centrosome; spindle pole
Molecular function (GO): gamma-tubulin binding; microtubule minus-end binding
Source: RefSeq, a predicted model, not a curated record
GAUGGCGGCCCCGGACCAGAAAUCGCCAAACGUUCUUCUGCAGAACCUAUGCUGCCGGAUUCUGGGCAAGAGCGAAGCUGACGCAGCCCAACAGUUCCAGUAUGCUGUACGAGUUAUUGGCAGCAACUUUGCCCCCACGGUUGAAAGAGAUGAAUUUUUAGUAGCUGAAAAAAUCAAGAAAGAACUUAUUCGACAAAGAAGAGAAGCAGAUGUUGCAUUAUUUUCAGAACUCCACAGAAAACUUCAUUCACAGGGAGUUUUGAAAAAUAAAUGGUCAAUACUCUACCUCCUGCUAAGCCUUAGUGAAGAUCCACGUAAACAGCCAAACAAGAUUUCUAGCUAUGCCACAUUAUUUGCUCAAGCAUUACCAAGAGAUGCUCAUUCAACUCCAUACUACUAUGCCAGGCCUCAGACUCUGCCCUUGAAUUACCAGGAUCGGAGCACCCAAUCAGCACAGAGUUCUGGCAGUAUGGGAAGCAGUGGAAUCAGCAGUAUAAACAUGUAUGCCCUAAAUGGCCCAACACCAACACCACAGUCUCUCCUUCCUGGACAGUCUCAUCAAGCUCCGGGAAUAGGAGAUUGCCUUCGACAGCAGUUGGGGUCACGUCUUGCAUGGACUUUAACUGCAAACCAGCCUUCUUUACAAGCCACUACCUCAAAAGGUAUUCCAAACACUGUUUCUCGCAACAUGACAAGGUCAAGGAGAGAAGGGGAUGCAAGUGGCACUGUGGAAAUAACUGAAGCAGCCCUUGUAAGAGACAUUUUGUACGUCUUCCAGGGUAUAGAUGGAAAAAUCAUAAAAAUGAACAACACUGAAAAUUGUUAUAAAGCGGAAGGAAAGGCAAACAUAAAUAAAUCCUUGAGAGAUACGACAAUCAGACUUGCUGAGUUGGGAUGGUUACAUAAUAAAAUCAGAAAAUACAUCGACCAGAGGAGCUUAGACCGUUCAUUUGGACUUGUAGGUCAGAGCUUUUGUGUUGCCUUGCACCAAGAACUCAAAGAGUACUACCGAUUACUCUCAGUUUUACAUUCCCAGCUACAACUGGAAGACGAUCAGGGUGUAAAUUUGGGACUUGAGAGUAGCUUAACACUUCGGCGCCUCCUGGUUUGGACCUAUGAUCCGAAAAUAAGACUGAAGACUCUUGCAGCCUUGGUUGAUCACUGUCAAGGAAGGAAAGGUGGUGAACUAGCAUCAGCUGUCCAUGCUUAUACAAAAACAGGAGAUCCGUAUAUGAGAUCUCUAGUACAGAAUAUUCUCAGCUUGGUAUCUCAUCCUGUUCUGACUUUUCUUUACCGUUGGAUAUAUGAUGGAGAGCUAGAAGACACAUACCAUGAAUUUUUUGUAGCAUCAGAUCCAACAGUUAAAACAGAUAGACUGUGGCACGACAAGUAUACUUUAAGGAAAUCAAUGAUUCCUUCGUUUGUUACAAUGGAUCAAUGUAGAAAGGUCCUUUUGAUAGGAAAAUCAAUAAAUUUUUUGCACCAGGUUUGUCAUGAUCAAACACCAACUGCAAAGAUGAUAGCUGUGACAAAGUCUGCAGAGUCACCCAAGGAUGCUGCAGAUUUAUUCACAGAUUUAGAAAAUGCUUUUCAGGGAAAAAUUGAUGCAGCUUAUUUCGAGACUAGCAAAUAUCUAUUGGAUGUUCUCAAUAAAAAAUAUAGCUUGCUGGACCACAUGCAGGCAAUGAGGCGGUACUUACUUCUUGGUCAAGGAGAUUUUAUAAGACACUUAAUGGAUUUGCUAAAACCAGAACUUGUCCGUCCAGCUACUACUUUGUAUCAACAUAACUUGACUGGAAUUCUUGAAACUGCUGUCAGAGCAACCAAUGCACAGUUUGACAGUCCUGAAAUUCUCAAAAGACUGGAUGUUAGGCUCCUGGAGGUCUCUCCAGGUGAUACUGGCUGGGAUGUCUUCAGCCUUGACUAUCAUGUCGAUGGACCAAUUGCAACUGUGUUUACUCGAGAAUGUAUGAGCCACUACCUAAGGGUAUUUAAUUUCCUUUGGAGGGCUAAGCGGAUGGAAUAUAUCCUUACUGAUAUAAGAAAAGGACAUAUGUGCAAUGCAAAGCUCCUGAGAAAUAUGCCAGAGUUUUCUGGGGUGCUGCAUCAGUGUCACAUUCUGGCUUCUGAAAUGGUCCAUUUCAUUCAUCAAAUGCAGUAUUACAUUACAUUUGAGGUGCUUGAGUGUUCUUGGGAUGAACUUUGGAACAAAGUACAGCAAGCUCAAGAUCUGGAUCACAUUAUUGCAGCACAUGAGGUUUUCUUAGAUACCAUCAUUUCUCGAUGUCUGCUGGACAGUGACUCCAGAGCACUUUUAAAUCAACUUAGAGCUGUGUUUGAUCAAAUUAUUGAACUUCAGAAUGCUCAAGAUGCAAUAUACAGAGCUGCUUUGGAAGAGUUACAGAAACGAUUACAAUUUGAGGAGAAAAAGAGACAGCAUGAAAUUGAGGGCCAGUGGGGAGUGACAGCAGCAGAGGAAGAAGAAGAGAACAAAAGGAUUCAAGAAUUUCAAGAAUCUAUCCCAAAAAUGUGUUCACAGUUGCGAAUAUUGACACAUUUCUACCAGGGUAUUGUGCAGCAGUUUUUAGUGUUACUGACAACCAGCUCUGAUGAAAGCCUUCAGUUUCUCAGCUUUAGAUUGGACUUUAAUGAACAUUAUAAGGCCAGAGAACCAAGACUGCGAGUAUCUCUGGGCACUAGAGGGCGACGCAGUUCCCAUAUGUGA